AUGUUUUUUGCUCUUCUUCUCCAAGCAAUUGUAUUGCUGUGUCUGUUAGGAGCAAUCUGUGUCCAGGCUGAUUAUUCCUGGACCGGACCUGGCAACAAUGCGGAAAAUGCAGGCGUUGAUCCCUACACAACGUGUCUUAUGGACCAGGCGUCAUGUGGCUGCUGUCUGAUGCAGCAGCAGAUACACAGGAUGGAGAUGUUCUUUAACAUGAGCCUCAAUGAGAUGGAGAAGGAACUGAUAAAAACAAAGAUGGUCCGCAACAAUGUCAGAGCCAGCCGUAGUGCCUUUUCUGUCUCUCUAACCAAUGACAGCAAAUUUAACUGCUUUCGUGACGACAAGCUGAUCAUCUACAAACAAGUCUUCAUAAACCUGGGUAAUGGCUACAGUGAGACCGGUAUCUUCACUGUUCUAUGCUCUGGUGUCUACAGCCUCGCCCUCACUGUCUACAGUGACGCUGGUUCUCCUGGUAACACCUUGGCCACCUGCACCAGUCUGCAGGUUAACGGCCAGGUGGUGGCAGGAACCAGAGACAUAAACAUGAAAUAUCAAGAGGACAGCGCCACUAUUGUUGCGGCCAUCCAACUAAAGGUUGGGGACAAGGUGGCGGUGAACCUGCCCAUCAGAUGUUUCAUCUGCAAUGACAGCAGCCGUUAUAACACAUUCACUGGUUUCCAGCUGUAUGCUACUGACUUAGUUAGGAAAAUAUAG
Messenger RNA from Perca fluviatilis (European perch), 708 nucleotides. RefSeq lists its product as uncharacterized. The coding region runs from base 1 to 708 and encodes 235 amino acids. Gene Ontology annotation, molecular function: protein binding. The record is from RefSeq and is a predicted model, not a curated record. The transcript is spliced from 3 exons. NCBI's taxonomy places the organism in Eukaryota, Metazoa, Chordata, Actinopteri, Perciformes, Percidae.